UAUUAAUGUCCGUCAAAUGCGAAGCAAAUGUGUAUAGUUUACUUGAUUACUUCAAAAAUGUUCUCAAAAUUUACGCGCAAAACUCGUUGCUUACUAUGGACGGCGAUUGUUGGUGGAUUUCUUACUGUAUUCAGUUUAGUAUUCGCUCUUGUUAUCCUGCCGGUUAUAAUAGACGCAGUUCUUUCGGACUAUUUGGUCUUGAAAGAAGGAACAGAAGCAUGGGAUAGAUUUAUGGAGCUACCUUUUCCAAUGGACUUUAAUAUUUAUUUUUUCGAAGUUACUAAUCCUGAUGAAGUAAAGAUUGGUGCAAAACCGUCAGUGAAACAAGUGGGACCAUUUAUUUAUAAAAAUUACCGAAAGAAGAGAGAUGUAGAAAUAUUGGAUGAUGAACAUGUGUCUUAUUAUACUGUUCAAACAUUUGAAUAUGACUAUGAACGUUCCGAAUUAUCUGAUGAGGAUGAAGUGGAUGUGUUGAAUUUUCUAGCAAUUGGACUUUUUCAAAUACUUGAGAACGCCAUAAUCGAUUUUGAGUAUAAAAUAGAAGGGCUCCUUCCACAUGUGAUUGGCGACAGUGAUCUACUGUUUCACAAAAUGAAAGUGAAAGAUUUCCUCUUUGAAGGCACAGCGUUUUGUGAUCCUACUGAAACCUACCUUCCAGCAAAACUCAUUUGCUUAGUUGUAAUGUUGUUGAAUUUAAAAAUGGUUAACUACAAUGAUGAUUUAACUAUGACUUAUAGUUUAUUUGGUUGGAAACAAAAUGCCACCGAUGGGAAAUUUGUAGUAAACACAGGUGAACUAGACAUAAUGAAACUUGGUCAAAUUCAAACAUGGAAUGACAUGAAGUACACACAAACUUGGAAAGGCGAAGAAAGUGACUGUAAUAAAGUAUCAGGAUAUGAUAUAGCUGUGUUUGCACCCAAUAUGGAGGAAGGACAAAAUUUUGACAUCUAUUCAACCGACAUUUGCAGAACAAUGACAAUGAAUUACAUGGAGAAAAGUAAAUUUCGAGAUGUCAAUGUUUACAAAUAUGGUUUCAAUAAAAAUACAUGGAGAACAACGAACUGCUCUCCGGAAGAAUCUUGCUUUUGUUCAGAUUAUACCAGAGGAUUAGAUGGAGAAAAAUCAUGCUUUAUGGAUGGGGUCCAAGAUGUAUAUCCAUGUUUAGGAAUACCAGGAUUGGCAUCCUUUCCACACUUCUUACAUGCUGAUGAAAAAUAUUCCUCAACUGUCGAUCAUCUACACCCAAACGAAGAUGAGCAUGGAUCGUAUCUGAAAAUGGAACCCCUCACUGCUGCUCCAUUGGAAGGUUGGAUCAGUCUUCAAAUUAGUUUAAUCACACGCCCAAUCAAACUGGGUGGAAACAUGGUGGAAAUGACUGAACACUUGAACAACACCGCAAUGCCAUUGCUCUGGCUUCAACAGGGAGUCACCAUUACUGACGAAUAUUAUGACAUUAUUGAUUCCGCAAUGACUCUUCUUUUGGUAGCAGACAUUUUGAAAUGGGUUUUCGUGCUUAUAUCAGGACUGGUGUUUAUGUUUGCGGCCUCCAAACUAUUACUAGGAACAACUUAAAUGUAAACAUAUUCUGAAUUAUAUUAAACAUGUAUCUAAUUAAUUAA
Molecule: messenger RNA, 1619 nt
Organism: Dalotia coriaria
Lineage: Eukaryota; Metazoa; Arthropoda; Insecta; Coleoptera; Staphylinidae
Product: sensory neuron membrane protein 2-like
Exons: 7
Coding region: 28-1572 (514 amino acids)
Cellular component (GO): membrane; cytoplasm
Molecular function (GO): scavenger receptor activity
Source: RefSeq, a predicted model, not a curated record